This is a messenger RNA of Cucurbita moschata (crookneck pumpkin), 4091 nucleotides long. RefSeq lists its product as uncharacterized. The coding region runs from base 180 to 3836 and encodes 1218 amino acids. Lineage: Eukaryota; Viridiplantae; Streptophyta; Magnoliopsida; Cucurbitales; Cucurbitaceae. The record is from RefSeq and is a predicted model, not a curated record. The transcript has 6 exons.
UCCCAGAGGUGGCUCGUAGCCGCCUUCAGUAUCUCUCAGCCAUUGCGGUUCUCCUCUUCGGCUCCGUUUUGCUGUUUCACUGCUAAUGUCAACCCGCUGAAGGAGAGGGCUGCAGAUUACCCAUUAGAAGAUCGCUUCUUGUUGCUUUGCCCUUGCAGUUCAGCAUUGAAUUGUAUUCGAUGUCGAUGCUGGAUUCUCCCACAUGUUUCGUCGAUGCUGCGGCGUCUCACAAUACUGUUUUCAUUGACACCAGCCUCGGCACUCACUUGGCGAUGGCCGUCUCAGACGGUGAUAUCGUCUCUGAUAUCAAAGGAAAGAUAGAGAAGGAACAUCCACUGUGUUUUCCUCAUCUCGGGACCGUAAAAAUUCAUGCAAUUAAGGUAACGCGCAAAGGGCACUUCUAUCACCUUUCUGACUCCAUGUAUUUGAAAAGUGCAUUUGUUGGCUACAAUGACUGCUGGUUUCUUUCUGUUGAUGCUUCUAUUGUUGAUGGUCAGUCAACUGACCCUAAUACUGGCAAUCUUUCAACUUAUUUUGAAAGGGCAGGUGAUAGCUCCGUUGAUAGAAUAAAUGUUGCCAGAAAUAAUCAUGGUGGACAUUUACCUAACCAUGAUGCUUCACAAUUACAAGACAUUGUGACACAAGAAUAUGUCAAUGAGAAAGCCCCUAGUAGAAAAGAUUUAACGACUGAGAAGGAAGAAGUUACUCAUUCUGUUGAAAAUUGCAGCAAACAUCAAUCGGGCAGGAUAAGGAAUGGCUAUGAAGGCCUCAGCGAAACACUGGAAUCUUUGCCUACUGUGAAGGUGAAUCGUAAAAGUAAGAAGAGAAAAACAAAAUUGAUUACUGAACAUGAAGUUGUUAAUCAUACCGGUGAUGAUAAUGAUCAAAACUCAUUGCAGCAAGUCGUUGGAUCUGGUGAAAAAUCCAGGGAAUAUGUACAUAAUAAAGUUUUUGAUCAUCCAAUGAUGGAGAGAAAAUCCAAUGUAGGUGAACCUGGUCAGGUCUCAUCUUCUAGUGCUCGUGAUGAAUCUGAACAUGGAAGGACGCUUAAGUUUAAUUUAUCUGAGGAAGCUGAGGUUGAUGACAAAAAUUAUAAAUCCAAAUAUCUGAUGGAUAAUACUUCUUUGGUAGGUGCUGCACAGGCUGGGUUCAUUGCAAAAAAAAUGCCCAUGAUUGAAAUGACAAGUGGAGUAAUGAAUGGAGUGGAAGGAAACAGAGUUUUUGUUUCUGAAUCUAGCAAAGCGACAUCUACACCUAAGGUUACUUCCGAGUACUUGUCGGAUAUGAAACAAACUGCAAAAGUUGUCGUAGGUAGUUUGUCUACUGAACCUGAUGAUCAACUGCCCAAGAGUGGUUCAAGUUAUGAGAAGAAGAAGACAAGGAAAAGGAAAAGUAAGUUGUCAUGUUGUCCAAAUGAGGCUGUUGGUUUGAUUUCAUCUAGAGUAGAGGAUCAACAGGAUGCAAGUCGAGAAUCUGAUAUAACAACUGUCCCCAGUCAAGAUAUUGAGGAGGCAUCAAUUCCCAACCUCCUGGGAGCAUCCAGGAAAAGGCACAAUGAUUCGAAUGAUAAAAUUGCAGAAACUUCUGCACCGUCCUUGGUUGGAGAGUCCUGUGAUGAUAAGAACAACAUUGAACUUGGCGAUGUGCAAAGCAUAAGGAAUGCGUCUGAUAAAGCUGUGUUAGGAGUAAAAGGAAUGAUUGAUUCAAAGGACAUUGCCUCUAAAAGCAAGGAUCCCACUGAUCUCCAGAAAAGCAUUAGUACAUCUGAGGAUGCCAAUAAUGUUCGAGGCAAUCAUCUUACGUGCAAAACCGGAAAGGUUCCAAUUCUAGAGGGAAAAGAGUUUCUGCAGGUCACCGAUACAAAAGCCUCAAUGGUAGAGAACUGUCACUCAUCAAGCUGGGAUGGUACUGACGCUAAUGUUAAAGCUGCUGAUAUUUCUGAAUCGGUACAUUUAAAGGGAACUACUGAAAGCGCCAAGCAUGGUAAGAAAAGGAAGAUUAAAAAAUCUAGGGGUUCAGCAGAAGAAAGACAGAUUAAUUUAGUCACAGCAGGUGCUGGAGAUACCGCACAAGACAUUCUUCCAAUUGAGCCACAAAGUUCUACUUUAGGUGAUAAUUCUUGUAGUAAAGCUGAGAUUGGAGAAAACAAUGUUUCUCUAAUGAAGGGAGAAAACACAACUAGUACUUCCUUAAUACCUGAUGUUACUGAAAACGCCAAGCAUGGUAAGAAAAGGAAGAUUAAAAAAUCUAGGGGUUCAGCAGAAGAAAGACAGAUUAAUUUAGUCACGGCAGGUGCUGGAGAUACCGCACAAGACAUUCCUCCAACCGAGCCACAAAGUUCUACUUUAGGUGAUAAUUCUUGUAGUAAAGCUGAGAAUGGAGAAAACAAUGUUUCUCUAAUGAAGAGAGAAAACACAACUAGUACUUCCUUAAUACCUGAUGCUAGGAACAUAGAUAUAGAUAAACCAAUUAUAAGUAAGGUGGGACCUUCGAUGCAAAUCAACCAAACUCAAGCAGUAGCAAAAGACAUGGAUGGGCAAGUGAGAAAGAAAAAUAAGAAGAGACCUGUGGCAUCAAUGAAAAGUACACCAGACCUUCAAGAAGAAAGUAUCGGUAAUGAGGAUUCAUUCCCAUCAAAGAGAAUUGACGAGGAAGUAAAACCUGUGUCUAUAGCGGCAAAGAAAACUAAGUUUCCGAAAGCAAAUUUGAGGAAUGAAAUUGAAGAAGCAAAUUUGGACUCUACGCUGUUUUCUGAGGUUGAAACUACUCCUAGCAUUUGCAAGAAGUCUAAGACAGUUGGGCCCUCCCUCACUCCAUCUCUCGUUUCUGAAGGCUAUGAAGAGAGGCCUAUUGAAGCAAAUAGAUGUAGCAACACCAGUAAAGAUGGUACUACUGAUAAUGUUGACAAUCAUGGUGAAGUUCCUUAUAAAAGCGAUAAAGUUGGCAUUGAGGAAAAGGCUGUCAAACUACAACACAAAUCCGUUGAAGUGCAUGUCGACAAGUUGAGUAGAGAGAAAAGUCCGGAUACUUUGCUCAAAUCUAAAAGGAAAAAGAAAAGUCUAAGUGCAUGCUCUUCUGCGGUCUCCUUGAGUACGCAGGACAAACAGAAGUCAGAUGAAAACACAGAGACUGAGGAACAUUGGCAAACUAGCAACUCUAGCGCCCUCAAACUUCAUGUUGACAAUAAGCUAAAGAAAAAUUCAAGAGGUGGGGUAAAUUCUCUGCCUUCUAAUGAGCAUAAGCAGCAAACCUCUGACUCUAAUAAAGCAGCUAGGGUGAGGGAAAAAGUUGUUGAUUCUUCUCGGGGCAGUACUGAGAUAUACAGUGAAACUCCUGCUUUACCAAAAGCAAGACCCAAGUUGAAAAACUCAGCAAAUAUGGCUCAACAGGACCAAAAGCAUAGGGGAAGUCAAUCUACUGUUAUUGGCCAUCCUCUGGGUGAACAAAAACCUUCUCGGAGUGGAAAGCAAGAUGAUACUCAAUCACAACGAAAGAACUCGUUGCUUACAUCAGGAGGCAUAUUUAAGGAUGCUAGCAGUGAUAGUUCUGAGGAUGAAGGUGGAAUUGCUGAUUCAGAUGCUAGAUCUCCUGAUAAUUCAUUAAUAUCCAACUUCUCAGACGGUGAAAGCAAUGGAUCUGUUGACUUGGAAAGAACAAACACCCGUAGAAGUAUGAGAAAGAAAGAGCCUUCAAGCCCUGAGAAUAUGACCCUUGACAUAAUCCUUCGAAGUUCAAGUAGGUAUAAGAAGGCAAAGCUCACAGCUGUGCAAUCACUACAAGAUGAUACUGAAAGCCAGCCUGUCGAUUUUGUUCCAGACAGUCAGCCUAAUAUUUAGUUUGUUAUAGUCAUUUACCUCCUCCCAGAGCAAUUUUCCAGAAUUCAUUGCCUAAACCUUCUUGUGCUUGUCUAAGUUUGUUAAUGGAGAUUGUCAAGAUAUCAAAUUUUUGUGAACUGAAGAAAUCACAAGGAAAUGAGAUCCUUGGGUUCUUUCGAUGCUUGCAUGAUGUUUCCAUGCUGAGUCUGUUCUGUAGUACAUAACCAAAAAUAUUAUUUUGAAGUAAAUUAUCAGUGGAACCAAACUCUAUGCUUA